Messenger RNA from Lolium rigidum, 981 nucleotides. Its product is annotated as NADPH-dependent aldehyde reductase-like protein, chloroplastic. Bases 16 to 825 code for a protein of 269 amino acids. NCBI's taxonomy places the organism in Eukaryota, Viridiplantae, Streptophyta, Magnoliopsida, Poales, Poaceae. The record is from RefSeq and is a predicted model, not a curated record. The transcript has a single exon. Gene Ontology annotation, molecular function: oxidoreductase activity.
GCAACCAAGAUCAAAAUGGCUGACACUACCACCGCUGCAGCAGCCGUCGCUGCCGUCGCUGGCUCGUCGGAUCCCGCGGCUCUGCCGCUCGCCGGACGCGUGGCCAUCGUGACCGGCGCGUCGCGCGGCAUCGGGCGCGCCAUCGCGGCCCACCUCUCCGCCCUCGGCGCGAGCGUGGUGCUGGGCUACGCGUCCAGCGCGGCCGAGGCCGACGCGCUCGCCGCGGAGCUCCCGCGCUCCGUGGCAGUGAAGGCCGACGUGUCCGAGGAGGCCGGCGUUCGGUCCCUCUUCGACGCCGCCGAGUCCGCCUUCGGCUGCGCCGCGCCGCACAUCGUCGUGGCCAACGCCGGCGUGCUGGACGACAAGUACCCGUCCGUCGCCGACACCGCCACGGCGGACUUCGACCGGGUCUUCGCCGUGAACACGCGCGGCGCGUUCCUGUGCCUCCGCGAGGCCGCCAACCGGCUGCCCCGCGGCGGCGGCGGGCGGAUCGUGGCCGUGACGUCGUCCGUGGUCGGGUCGCUCCCGACGGGGUACGCGGCGUACACGGCGUCCAAGGCGGCCGUGGAGGCCAUGGUGCGGACGAUGGCUAAGGAGCUGAAGGGCACGCGCAUCACGGCGAACUGCGUCGCGCCGGGGGCCACGGCCACGGACAUGUUCUUCGCCGGGAAGAGCGAGGAGAUGGUGAGGCGGAACGUGGAAACCAACCCGAUGGAGCGGCUCGGGGAAGCCGGUGACAUCGCGCCCGUGGUCGGGUUCCUCUGCACCGACGCCGCCGAGUGGGUCAACGGCCAGGUCAUCCGGGCCAACGGCGGGUACGUGUGAUGUUCAACUGUUGGCUGCCCCUGCCAUUGGCCAUUUUGGCGGGAGUGAACACUCAUGCUUGCUGUUGCACAAGACUACUCAUCUGCGUCCUUGUUUAUUUAUCUUGGGUCAAUUAAAACUGAACAGAAGGAGUAAUACAAUGGGGUUACUGGUGCU